CACAAACAUGCUUUGGAUAAGAAUGAAGAUGAGUACUAUCAUCAUAUGAUCAACAGUGAAGUUAAGUUAGAUGGUCGACAUUUCGAGAAGAGAAGAAAGCAAGAAGAGGAUUCUGAAGUGCAGCAAAAAUUGAGCGAUAUCAAGGACCUGGAAUACGUAAAAUACAAAUUAUACGCGGAAAACAAGAAGAUUGCACAACUUAAAUCAGAACUACACUUUGCUGAUCCCAGUUGUGGACUCGCAGCUAGCAAACAUACGAUUUUUGUAGAGGAUGACAAGGAAGCGAAGUCAUUUGAUCCCGUUGAAUUCUUCGAUACAGACGAGUCUAUGAUCUCGCGAAAAUACAAUCGGCUCCGAAAAAACGAUUUAGCAAAUAAGAAAGUGAUAGGAGCUGAAUGUAAAGAAGCAGUGAAGAAUGCGGAUCGCCUGAGAAGGGUUCGUUAUUCUGAACUGAUGAAACGACAGCAGAGAGCCAAGGAAUUGGAGAUUGUGGUUGCUAAAUUGCAGCUCAAAAAGGAUCUGGCGCAGACAAAAAAUUCUGAACUGAAACCUGAAAUGGUGAAGCCAGGAAAGGUAGACCGUGCAGGAGUUUGGAAGUGGACAUACGAAAGAAAACGAUGA
Angiostrongylus costaricensis is the source of this 621-nucleotide messenger RNA. The record is from the annotation of a GenBank genome assembly. NCBI's taxonomy places the organism in Eukaryota, Metazoa, Nematoda, Chromadorea, Rhabditida, Metastrongylidae.